AUCUCACUCUGCAGACCAGGCUGGCCUCGAACUCACAAAGAUCCGCCUGCCUCUGCUUCCCGAGUGCUGGGAUUAAAGGCGUGCACCACCACUGCCCGGCACCAUUUAUUAUAUUUAUCAUUACCAUUAUUUCUGUGUUGUGUGUGUGGCCCUGUACCACUGUGUGAGUGCCUGCAUGCAAGCAGAAGCCAGAGGAGAUGGCUCGAGUCUUUACCAUCUUCCUUUUUCCCUCCAGGGUUUGUUUAUUGGAAGGGAAGCUUGCCAUCCUCCAGGCUAGGCUGGCUCUCGGGAUCUGUUUGUCAAUCUGACUGUCUGACUGUCAAUCAAACAGUUAUGGGAACAAACAGCCAUGCCUGUGUGGUAUGCCUGCAUAACAAGUGCUUUUAUCCACGGAGCCAUCUCUCCAGGCCUUAAUUCCGGGCACUAGGAAGGCUGAGGCAGGAGGAUCUUGCUUUUGAGGCUGGCCUCCUCGGUGUAAUAAGAUCUUAUCUCAGAAAAUAAAGAAAUAAAGAAUAAGUGGCUGCUUGUAGGGGCCGGGGUUUCCCACCCACACCUUGCCUGCUUUGGGAAACUCUGUUCAAACACAAAAAGAAAGGGUGAGAGGAUGUGGGGCGGGGUCAUCAAGAACCCACAUCAAGCCACCCAAACAAACCGACUGCACCCAGAAAGCAGAAACCCAUAACCAACAACCCGCCUGGUGGUACAGGACCGUACUUCCGGCUACCCCGGAGACUGCCGAUCACAAAUUCAAGUCAGCCUGGGCUAUGGCAGAAUGAAUCCAAAACUACGAAACCUGAAUUUGCAGGUAGGUAAGGUGCAUGCAUUCUGGGAGGCUGUAUCUAGUUUAAAGGAGGAUAAAGUGCUGGGGAAUUCGGACGUUGAACCCACAUAGCCAGAGGAAGGAAGUUAGGGGCUCCCUGAAGCUGAGGUGAUGCUUUUACGCCUCUGAGACAGGAAGUGGUAGUUUGGGUGUCUUACAGAAAGUGACUGAUUAGACCCAAGGCUAUAUCUCAUAUACACUCAGCCUGGACUUUGCCUCUGUGAGAAUGUGGAAGCCUGCCUUCCUGGCCACACCUGGAAUCAAAGCCCGUCUUUCCGGAUACUGUCACCCAGAUCUAAACGUAUCGAGAAAGUUAGGAGAACUUGAGGGGACUUGGAGAGGUGAGGGUCCUGGGGGAACCCAGAGACCGGGAGGUGGAGGUGAAGGAGAAGAACCGAGCAGACAGACAAACAUCAGCUGAUUGAAGGUGAGAAAGAUAGGGAAUAGUGCCCUGAGCAAAGGCUGGCCUGCCUCAACCAGUCUUCCAGCAAGUGUGGCCACAAAAGCAGGUGUCUUCGACCCCAUAUAUCUGAGGACUGCUCCCUGACCUGGGAGACCCAGCCUCUCCACUUCUCCUACAGAGCCCAGCAUGUGGAACUACCUGUACUUGCUGCCAGUCUUCCUAGCUCUGUGGGCUGCGGCUGGCAUCUGGAUUGUCUUCGCAAUUGCCGUGGCUAACAGGACUGUGGACCUCGGGAACGGCUUCCCCUUUAUCAGUAAAUGUGGGUCUUACGCUCCCCAGAGCUGCAUUUUCGGCCAAGUCCUCAAUACAGGAGCUGCUCUAGCUUGUUGGAUCUGCAUUGUGCGUUAUCAUCAACUCCGGGACUGGGGAGUCAAAACGUGGCAAAACCAGUUGAUUCUGUGGACGGGGCUCCUCUGUGCCCUGGGAACCUCCAUAGUAGGCAAUUUCCAGGAGAAUAACCAGAAGGCCACACACCUGAUAGGGGCCUUUCUGGCCUUCAUCCUGGGCAACCUGUACUUCUGGCUACAAUUCUUUCUGUCCUGGUGGGUGAAGGGCCUGCCCCAACCUGGGCCCCGCUGGAUUAGGUGUCUACGCCAGAGCUUCUGCAUCCUCUCCACCGUCCUCAUCGUGGCCAUGAUCAUCCUGUACUCCCAACGUAUGCGAUCCGCCUCCGCGGUCUGCGAGUGGGCAGUGGCCAUGCUGCUCUUCGUCCUCUUUGGCUUCUUUGCCGUGGACUUCUCCAGCUUGCGUGGAUGCGCCCUGCAGUUACAGCCCAAACUGGACUCCAGCCUCUCACAGGCUCCCUCUGAGUCUCCAAAUACACAGAUGUCACAGGCGCUCUGACUAGGUGCCCGACUGUUGGUGGAGGAAGAAAGACCGGGCCAGGCCAGGCUCACGCAACGAUGACCGGGAGGCUGAGG
Messenger RNA from Peromyscus californicus insignis, 2203 nucleotides. RefSeq names its product transmembrane protein 150B (gene Tmem150b). Bases 1410 to 2126 code for a protein of 238 amino acids. The record is from RefSeq and is a predicted model, not a curated record. Lineage: Eukaryota; Metazoa; Chordata; Mammalia; Rodentia; Cricetidae. The transcript is spliced from 6 exons.